Molecule: messenger RNA, 7557 nt
Organism: Aplysia californica (California sea hare)
Lineage: Eukaryota; Metazoa; Mollusca; Gastropoda; Aplysiida; Aplysiidae
Product: sorting nexin-13
Exons: 28
Coding region: 165-3125 (986 amino acids)
Cellular component (GO): early endosome
Molecular function (GO): phosphatidylinositol binding
Source: RefSeq, a predicted model, not a curated record
GAUCUAACAUAAAUUGUCAGCAAACAUGGCGGCUGUUGACUGUCCAGCUCUGUAAACAACAGACAAGUUGGUGUGCUGAUAUGAUCAUGGCUGGACAUAUCUUUUCUGUUACUGCCUAGGAAGAGGUGCUGUGGCCAAUUGUUACCGGGACACAAGGGCACAAGAUGGAGGUCGUUGGGAAUGGAUGGCUGUGGGUCAUCCUUGGCUCUUGCCUUUUCUUUAUCACAUUCGGAGGACUGGCUGUUUUCCUGAGUCUGUAUUUUGUUGCUUUUUGUGCAGGAUGUCUUGUCAUUGUGUUUCAUUUCGGAAAACAAGCAAUGGCUAAUGAAGAAAAGCAUGAUGAUGUUAGUGGAAGAUGUCAUGUCAGUAAAGGUCUUGAAAAGAUAAAAGAGUCGAUGGAACCCACUACAAAAAUAAAAAACUUUGAUAAAAGAAUGACAGGUGCAAGCGUGAUCGAUGAUGUUUUGAAGGAGGUUCUGGAGUACACGGUGCGCGACUAUAUAAAGACUUGGUACAGGCAGAUCAGUGACCAUGACAAUUUCCUUGUAGACAUUUGGCAAUGUGCACAAAAAGUCGUAAUCAGCUUUUCAAACAGGUCCAAAGAAAUUGACUGGAUGCCUUACUUCACACAACGCUUAGUGGAUGACUUUGCAUCACAUAUCAGAUUGUACCGACGAGCAGCGGACAAAACUGCAAAGUCAAAAAAUGAAGAUAAUGGAGCUGCCCUUGAAAGUGCUUUCUUUGACAUGGAAGUCGAGAUGGAAAACAGCAUGUGCAGAGACUUAGUGUGCCUUGAUCCCAAAGCAGAACGACAAUAUUUACAAGAUUUGAGUGAAGUGUUGUUGUAUUUGUUACUGCCGACUGAAGAUUUCCACAACAAGCCAUUCCGAUACAUAGUUAGAGAGGUUCUAGUCAAUGGAAUUUUCCUACCAACUAUUGACCUUUUGUCUGAUCCAGAUUAUAUUAACCAGUAUAUUGCAUGGUUGUGCUAUGAGACGUCUUUCACCCCUGAGACUUUCCUCACUGUGAUACGGUCCAGUGAUCAUAUGGAGGAGCUGCUGGCAGUAAGGGACAAAGUGGACUCGGACAUUGCUAGGUGGCGCUCCAAAGACACUGGGGGCAGUGACGACACGACUGUCAAGCAAAAUUUGAAUAGCUUGAUGUUCCUGCGUGAUACCUGUGAUUUAAGAAUACGUCGAUUGCAGGAUGGACCUGUCACAGAACAGAUUAUUGACGAACCUGAUUUUUUGAAGUACCAAAGCUUGUAUGUACUCUCAUUAGAUGACAUCUUCAAUAACAACAUUGCUCUUCAAAGCUUUAUUGAGUAUUUGAAGAGCAGAGGUGGAGAACAAUAUUUGUUUUUCUACUUGAAUGUAGAGGGCUUCCGUGCAGCUGCUGAGCAGCAAAUUUCUGAAAUGCAGAAACAGACUCAAGACUCGGAGACUGCUGUGGAGCCAGAUCUUGAGUCCCUGAGGAAGUUAGCUGUUAUUAUUUAUGAUCAGUAUUUAUCUGAUAAGGCUUCUGUGAAGCUUAAAAUUGAACCUCACAUCAUCAAGUACACAGUGCAACGCUUGAAAAGCAAAAUGAUGUCUGAAGAUGUUUUCGACAGCGUCCAAGCAAGAGUGUACCAGAUCCUUCACUGUCAGUUUUAUGAAGAUUUCCUGCAGUGCCCGGCGUAUGUUCGUCUGCUGGGAGAGCUGGGGCUGCUAGGGGGGCAGUCGGAGGAUGGGGACACUUUCAGCCUAGACGAUGAUGGAAGUGCCCAGACUGGCUCCGAAUGUUCCGUAGGGAGUGAGGAGCAGUCUGAAUCGCCUCAGCCUGUAUCACCUCAACCUGCUGAGGACCUGGUGGAUGUGCAGAACGAGGAGUCUAUUUCGGACACCAUUUCUGUGGGCUCCGCAUCAUCAGCCACCUCCGCAGGCUCUCCGGCUGGGGAUGUCUACCUCUACGCUCAAAUCACUCAGUCAGGUAUUGUGAAGGAGCCAGACAAGAGUGGCAAAAGCUAUGCAGUGUUUGCUGUUACUGUGCGAAAAAAAGAACCAUAUGCUGAGGAGGAAGAGAUGUGGGAUGUGUACAGGAGAUAUAGUGACUUCCAUGAUUUACAUAUGAUUUUAACAGAAAAGUUCCCAGAACUGACCAUUCCUCAACUACCUGGAAAAACAGUACUUAAGAAGACAAAUCAAAGUUUCCUCGAGAAAAGGAGGAAAGACCUUGAUAAAUACCUCAGGAGCCUUAUGAAGCCAGAGCUACUCCAGAAUGUUGCAGGCCUCGAAGAUUUGCUCAAUCAGUUCCUUCACACUGGAAUCUGGGAAAAGCACAAAUCAGAGUUUUCUAGAAAGAUGGACACAAUAGUAAAUCCACUGAAAACAGCUUCUAAGAACGUGGGCAACGCUGUCAAAAGUGUCCCAGAUGGUGUAUCCAAGAUAGGAGAUGGUCUUGGCAAGGUGUUUGCAUCCCAAAGAAGUAUGGAACAGACAAAAGCUAGAGAACUGUUAAAUCAAGGCAAAGUGGGUGCAGGAUUAGACCCUGAGUUGGUGGAGAAUAUCCCCCUGAGGAUCAUGUUGCUGCUGAUGGACGAAGUGUUUGACCUGCGCCACAAGAACCAGUGGCUUCGUCGAAGAAUAGUAGCCAUUUUGAGACAACUCAUUAAGGCCACAUUUGGAGACAAAAUCAACAGGAAAAUUGUAGAACAUGUAGACUUUAUGACGUCCUCUGAGCAGAUGGCAGAAUAUGUAGCAGCUUUCAGAAAUUCCUUUUGGCCAAAUGGAGUCCUAGCAGAAGCAAGGCCACCGAGAGAGGAAGCAACCAAAAUGAGGACAAGAGUUCUGUGUAAAGCAAAGAUGCUUGGCAGUGUUCCAGAUGAAGUUCGGACCCUGAUGGGCACAGAUGCAGUGCGCAAGGGUGUGGCCCGAAUCUUCCAGAUGUUCCAACACAAGAAUCUGAACAAGAGGGUCCUUUAUGUGGUGCUGGAGGGCGUGCUGGCCACGCUGUUCCCAGAGAACAAGUUCCCUGCGUUGUUCCGUAACCUGCACUCCCGGUCAACACGUGCUGAGAAGGUCCGAGAGCAACAACAGGCAGCCGCUGCACAGGAGUCUCAGCUACGAAAGCGCGCGGGAAAACGAUGACCAUAGUUUUACUGUAGCAUCUUGUCUGUUGGUCAACAUAAUGGUGGUCUUACCUUUAAAAGUGCAACUGUGAUGUGAUUAAUUUAAGAGCAUUUCCAAAAAGAUUUGGAAUAUAUAGGUUUAGAUAUGGUCGUUUGUGUGAUAGUUAAGCUGUAAAUGGAUCGAGAUGCAGGGGACGAAGGUUUGGUUAGCACGGGAUUUUUAAAAGUUUCUGCUUCUUUGUUGAUUCUGUUUGGAAAAUCUUUGAAUGUGAUGCAGAACUGAAACAAGUAUAGUGGUAGAGAACUCUCAGAUAACGAUACUAUCCUCUGUCCUCAAAGGUGUUCGUAUCAUGUAGCCUUUUGUUACUUCUUGUUGACUACAGAAGAUCACUGGACCUUGAUGUGUUUUGAUGAUAGAGCUGGUUGACUUUGAUGGUUCUUGGGAUUUAUAGAAACUUAUGGGUUUUAACAAUUUCUUUUAACCUCUCUAUUUUGCAUAGUGUGUGCAUAGGAGUCGAUUUAGAAUCAAAGAACUUUUCCAGAUUUAUUUUUGAUGGUAUAAAUUAGGAUUUGGUUCACAGAUGUCACUUGAACAUCUUCAAAAGGUCAAGCAACCAACUAUGAUUGGUCAUUGUGUGAGAAAAUGGGCUAAUUUUGGUGACAUGGAGCUUGUUGUGUACAAAAAAUGGGAUUCUUAAUUUUUACUGUGUGGUGGCCAGUGUUUCAAAAUCUAAAGUACAAUAUUUGAUUGUUCUUUUCCCACUGUUCAGAUUUUGUGCUUACUGUUACCGGUACAUGAAGUUGGAAUCACUGAUCGCCAAAGCUGAUUUCUAUCGAGUCAUUUUUCUAAAGAAUUGUCACCUGUCAAAAUUUAAUGACUGUGUCUGUUGUCUGCUGUUCCCAUUUUUGAAUGGUCAAUUAAAUGAAUGUCUUUUAAAAGUAUUUAAGUGCAGUGAUAAUGCUCAGUGCCAAGGCAUUAUCCUUUCAUAAUGAUUAGCUUGGAAAAUGAAAAUUUUGUGAAGUUCCCUUGUGUAUUGUCCGGAGCAAAAAUCAGUGACAGCACUAUUUGCUGAAACGAUGCUGGAUGGGUUUUUUCUUUUUUUUUUUUGCACUUUGCAACUUUGAAGCUGGACCACAUUCAAAGAUGUUUAAUGUUGCGCAAAAUGUCUGAUAGUAAAUGGCAUCCAUUACUAGCUAAUGGUUUUCAAACCAAAUUGUUGCUGUCAUUAUUGAUUCAAUGGCUACUGUGUUCUGUUUGAUGUACCAUAGGCAGAGCAUGUCAGUUAUAGGUAGUACAGCCAUGUUAAAAAUAUGAUGACUUUAGACUGUUAGAGGGAAAGAUUUUAGUGUGGCCUGUUCAAAAUCAAAUCAGGAAGAACCGAUAAAUAAAUAAAUAGUCAAAACUCUCCAAGGUCAUCACCCCUUGUCGAGGAGAAAAGUGGUUGUCUUUACUUUUAGACAGGUGAACGUCUUGGACGGUGUCUUCAAAACGCAAGGGGGGGGGGGGGGUCUUUUGUACAGGUGAUUGUCUUGGACAAGUCAAGUGACCAUGAGAGCUGGUUCAACUGUAUGCUGUUUCGAUGCUCACAGGCCUGUUUGUCAAAUUGGAACCGGUAGUCUGUGGUUUAAGAUAAGGUCAUAACCUGAUAAGUGAACGGGUAGAGAUGUCCAAGUCCGUCAAAAGGUUUACCUGUGAAAAUCCAGUUGCAUGGGAAAUUCAAUUUUGGAAACAUAAGCAAUGUGUGAACCAACAUGACCUCAAUUUUUAGAGAAAACAUGAAUGUUUUGUCCAGUUAAUAUUUUGGUGUGUAAGUUAGUGUUAACAGUCACUCUUGGAGGAGUGAGUGGGCAAAAAAGUUGCUAAGUUGCCAGUCAUAUGUCUUAUUGUUUGUAUACUCACGGAUUGGUUAUGUCGUAGGGAGUCUGUUAUGGUUCAAACUUUGAAAAAAAAGGUAUUCCUAUAUAUCUAUCAUCGCACUAAUUGCUUACAACAGGGAUUAAUUGACUAAUCGUCCUUAUUGUUAUUUUCUGGCCGAUACAAAUAUAGCAUUUGUAUAGGAACUUCAUUUGAGAUCCAAAUUAUUCUGAAGAAGUUACGAUAAUACGCUAACCUGACAUCAGCAGCUGAUUACUGCAAAAUAACCCAGUUACGAAGUGCAAUAAGCAAAACCUGAGAAAAUUUGCUACUAGCUUGUAUAUGUGUAUCAUUAUGAUCAUGGCUUUCAUAUGGUUUGGUGGUAAAGGAAGCAUGAUUUGGUUUGUAAGUUGUCUCAUGUUCUUUUACGUUGGUCGUCAGAUGCUGUUUUUGUCUAGUCAACCAUUAUAUUUAUAAUCAUCAGUAUAGAGUAGAGCUCAUAGUAUGUUACCAGUCACCACGUGACUUUUCUUAAAAUAAUACAUAUAUAUAUAUAUUUCGGAUUAGAUUUUGUACAUGAAAGCUGCUUGUAAAUUAUAACAAGAUCACGGGUGUCUUUUUUUAUGGAAAGCGACCUGGUUGUGUUCACGUAAGGGCAAAGUUCAUUUUCUUGUUGAAAAUCCCUUUGUUCAUUUUCCUUGCGAAGGUUGCUUGGAUGUAUUUCGAAAAGUUUUUGUGCUUGUGAUAAUAUAUUUGCCUUGUUCCUUUUGUUAUGCUACUGCUGGUUCAAUUUGUUCCGUUUUAUACUGUUAUUCCCAUAUAUAUAUAUAUGUUAUUUUCUGUGUGAUGCACAAAGGAAGAAAAAAGCAGAGAUAGAAUGGGUUUGCUUUAGAUUGUCUGACAUUCUGAUGAGUGUGAAAGAAGUAUACAUUGUAGACAAUAGGAUGUGUUAGAGAUUAAAACGCUCUUUGGAAAGACAAUCUACAUUUGCCAAAUUCAUAUUUUACAGUAUUGUCAACCUGAAAUGCCUGGUAAUCAUAGCGAACUUGUUAUUGCAUGUUCUUUGAAAGUUAGAAAUGACGAAAAUCAAAAAAGCAAUACUUUUAAGUAUAACACAAGUGCAAUAUGUGUACUUUAUAUGUUAUGCGGGCAAUCACAUAAGUGUUGAUCUUGUUCUUGUAUGGUCUUGUGAAGAUGAGUUUUAAGUACCCUUUCCUGCUGUUGAAAAGAACUUGUUGCUGUUUUGGUCAUAGUCUUAGAAUAAUUAAAGUGCUAAAUAUUUGAUUCCAUAUUCACAAUGGAUGUGUGGAAUUUAGGGCAUUGUAUGGUCUAUCGAUUUGAAACUAAAGUAAAACCUCGGUAUAACGUGCUUGGCUUAAAAAUUACUCUUGACUGUGAAAUUCACUUUCUGAAACCCCGAGUCCCAUUUACUCCGCUCUGAAAGCGAUGUCUAAAAUGUACCUACAUAAAACUUACCUAUUCACUUUAAUCUUUACUUUUCAAGGGGUUGAAGUGAUCAAAAAUGCAUUAACAAUGUACUUUUUAGAUUGUGAGAGAAAAAAAGAGAAAAAUUGCAAACAACAAUAGUUAUCAUACUCAGGAAUUCAACUUUAUCAGCUGCAGUGAGAGGGAGAAUCUUUCCAUAAGGUACUUUUUCCGCCAGUUGACGCUUGCAUUUCCCUCACACACGCACUCCUGCAUAUGUGUAGUCGCGAAUUUCAAAGUUCAACCAAAUUUAAUCUCAAUUAUUAAACCAAAUCUUUCUUGUGUGUCUAAAAUUUGUUAUUUUCACUUUAUCAUCAUCUCUGCCCCCUCCACGUUCAUAAAUUCAUAAUUCAUGUUUGUCCAUGUCAUUUGGAUUUUAAAUAAAGAAAAGCAUCAAAACAAAACAAAAAACACUUUAAAAAAGAACCUUCAAUAGUUCAAAUGAACACUUUUAGACUGUCAAUUGUGAAUAAAUAUUACAUGAACUCAGAAACCUCCCCUGUCCCGGACAUUAUUUUUGGCCAAUAUGUUCAAAGUCUUGGGUCUGCUGAAGGGAGUAUGUUAUACCGAGGUUUGACUGUAAUUUAUAUUCUAUAUAUCUUGCUGGAAUGGAUUGCCAAAAGGAAAUGUUGUUUAUUAGUACUAAUCAAGGAAAAUCAUAGAUUCUUAAGAAGAAAAACAAAACAAAACAAGCACUGAAUUGCCUUUUUAUUUAUGAAUAGAAGCUGUAAAAGAGCAAAUCAUAAUGCUACUGUUUGAUUAAUGUGUCCCGUAUGAAGAACUUCUCUUGUAAUUCAAAGUAGGCUACAAUCUUAUUCUUAACUCCUCUGUUGCCAAGGGGUGUGCAUUCCUCAUGUCAACACUCAUUUUCAGUGAAGCUUGUUUGCCAGUGCAGCAGUCUCAUGUGUCUCCGUGUCAGCCGACUCCCUGUUUGUUUCUGGCCCCGUUCCUGACAUUAUAUUUGGUGGACCCUGGAUCCAGUAGUGUCACUUUCAUCACCUUCCUGAUCCGCGUAUUCUCCAAUAUCCCCAUAUUUCAAACAAUUUGCAAAAAUAUAAGUUAAACAGUGAAAAUUGCUGCCUUUUUUCAUUUUGGUGUUUAAGUUUUUCGA